AGGAACCGUUUGUUUAUUAUUUUUGUUAUUAAUAUAUGGAUAACCUGUGACUGUGAAUAUAUCAAUCAAUCAAUAAUUUCAACCAACCACACACACAAGCACGCAAAUCCUGAAACGGAAAUAUGAAUGCUACUGUUUUCGUCACUUACAAUCACCAAACAACAACAUCAAUAGGAUGUUAUAAUAAUAAUUAUUCUAACAACAAUAACAAUUACAAUAGCUUCAGCAGCAGCACCAUUUCCUUCACCAUUUCCAAAUCCUCUAAAUCUGUCCAAAUGAAACGACGCAAAAAUAUUAAAUUUAAACCUCUUUCGUCGCAGUCGUCGUCUUCCGUCACAUCUCCGGCUGAUCCGCCUGUUACUCCAACCAAACCAGAAGAGAAUGUGCCGAGAAAGGGGCCUGAUCUGCCAACGCUGUUCAGGAGAUUUUAUAAAGUGGCUGCACCAUAUUGGUUUUCAGAUGAUAAAGUUCAAGCAAGGAUACAAUUGGCAUCAGUGUUUGCUCUAACUUUAGGAACUACUGGAAUUAGUGUCGGGUUCAAUUUUCUGGGUCGUGAUUUCUAUAAUGCACUUGCUAAUAAAGAUCAAGAACAGUUUACCACACAACUAACGUACUACCUUGCUGCUUUUGCUGGUGGAAUUCCGAUCUUUGUGUUUAGAGAUUAUGCAAGAGAAACUCUUGCUUUGAGGUGGAGAUCUUGGAUGACGAAGUAUUACAUGGAGCGUUAUCUCAAGAAUCAAACGUUUUACCAGAUACAGUCUCAAUCCAUUAUUGAUAACCCUGAUCAACGGAUUGUUGAUGAUUUGAGUUCUUUCACGGGAACAUCACUUUCAUUCUCUUUGACCCUCUUUAAUGCCAUGGUGGACUUGAUAUCUUUCAGCAACAUACUGUUUGGCAUAUAUCCACCUCUAUUUGUUGUUCUUAUAGUAUAUUCGCUUGGUGGAACAGCCAUCAGCAUUUUCCUUGGGAAGGGCCUGGUCAACCUGAAUUUUAUGCAAGAGAAAAUGGAAGCAGAUUUUCGUUAUGGGCUUGUACGUGUUCGAGAAAAUGCCGAGUCAAUUGCGUUUUAUGGUGGCGAGGAAAAUGAAAUUAAACUUCUUUUGCAGCGGUUCAGUAGUGCUUUCGGAAAUUUAACUCAAUUGUUGAUAUCUUCAAGAAACCUCGAGUUUUUCACCAGCGGUUAUCGCUACUUGAUUCAGAUUCUUCCUGCUGCAGUUGUUGCACCCAUGUUCUUCUCUGGAAAGAUUGAAUUUGGUGUUAUAAAUCAGUCUGUGUCUGCUUUUAAUCAUAUUCUUGGAGAUUUUUCCCUCAUCGUAUAUCAAUUUCAGGCUAUCAGUGCCUUUUCAGCAGUCAUUGAUCGAUUAGGGGAAUUUGAUGAUGUCUUGGACAGCACCAGUUCUAAUGGUCCUGUGGAAGCUUCAGAUGAGAUUCAAUUAACAUAUUGCAGUGUGAAGGACUCGCCGAAGCCCAUGAAAGUUCUAGAGAUCCAAAAUCUGUUGGAGAUUGAGAGUUUGACCGUACAGACUCCCACAAAUAAAGCCCUGCUCAUCAGGGAUUUGUCACUGGAAGUCUGCAACAACGAACAUUUGCUGAUUACUGGACCAAGUGGGAGUGGGAAAACAUCUUUGUUAAGAGCCAUUGCUGGUCUUUGGCGUACUGGUAGUGGAAAGAUCACAUUUUAUGCUAAAUAUGCACCAGAUGUGGCUCAUAAUGAAGAAACCAUAGUGGAUGAAAGUAAGGUUGGCGAUAAAAUAUCAAAAUACCGGGAUUUUAAAGGUGUAUUUUUCCUUCCCCAAAGGCCGUAUAUGGUUUUAGGAACCCUUCGGCAACAGCUGCUUUAUCCCACUUGGCCUGAUGUUUCAGAUUCUACUCCACAUGACUCCAAAAUUACUGAUUCAGUGGUUUCCCUUGAUAAUGUUAGCGCACGAUCUCAGCAGCCUACUACAGAUGAUUUGAUCCAAGCUUUAGAAGAUGUGCAUCUUGGCUUUUUGUUGUCACGUUUCAGCGGUCUAGAUACAAUCAAUGAAUGGUCGAGUGUUCUCUCCCUUGGUGAGCAGCAACGGCUUGCGUUUGCACGUUUGUUGCUCUCUCGACCAGACCUGGUUCUUUUGGAUGAAUCAACAAGUGCUCUAGAUGAAGCCAAUGAGGCUCGCUUGUAUGAAAAAAUUAAUGCAGCAGGAAUUACAUAUAUAAGUAUUGGCCACCGGACAAGCCUUCUUAAAUUCCAUAAAAAGGCUUUGCGGAUCUCACCGGUUGAUGUGGCCUCUAACCAGCCAAAUUGGUCUAUAGAAUCCUUGUAGAGUUGAACAGCAAUUCUUGAACGGAUAUUUAGUGUUCAAAACCAAUUCUUGUUGGUGCAGGGUCGAUUAUUGUUUACAGGACAAAGACCACCAUGAUUAAUUACAUGGUUUUGAAUUAUUCCUGAGAGUAAUUGGUCCGCGUUCCGUGAUCAUCUAGAAGAUUGAUGGUCAUAACGACCCUAAAGACAACUGAUAGGUUCUUAUACUUUUGUGAAAUUUGCUGUUUAUAUUCGUAAUCGUUAAAUGGCAUUGUAUGUUGUAGUGAAA
Erigeron canadensis is the source of this 2567-nucleotide messenger RNA. Its product is annotated as ABC transporter D family member 2, chloroplastic-like. Gene Ontology annotation, biological process: transmembrane transport. The record is from RefSeq and is a predicted model, not a curated record. Gene Ontology annotation, cellular component: membrane. Lineage: Eukaryota; Viridiplantae; Streptophyta; Magnoliopsida; Asterales; Asteraceae. The coding region runs from base 123 to 2300 and encodes 725 amino acids. The transcript has 10 exons. Gene Ontology annotation, molecular function: ATP hydrolysis activity; ABC-type transporter activity; ATP binding.